UACUAUGCUAUAUUGUUAAAGUGGGUCAAUACGUUCACUAAUGUUCGACAAAUUGGGAAAUUAAACAUCGUGUCAUUAUGUGCUACUAAACAUAGUUUCAAAAUACUUUAAAAUGAUGGCAAACAACCAGCACAACUCCAAGUUUAGAAAUAAAGCGUGCUAGCUAGCUAGCUAGGUUAAUCAUCACUGUCACCGGUGGCAAAGUUACAGUUCGAUACCAUUAGCUAGGUAGUCGAGAAACUUAAGACAAGCUGACCUUCGCAGGUUGCUGUACACCUGGUUAAGUUAGUUAUGAGCAAUGAUAACUAGUCAUCUCGUCCGGUUCUCCUUUUCCUCGUUUUCCUGUAUAUAACGUGAAGUUAGCUAAAGGCUAACGAUUCAAACAUAAUGGAGGACGUUGCAAGUUACUUAGAGUUCUGCAGCAUGUGAGGUGACCCACUGGCAUGUGGCAGCACACGGCGGAGGAAGACUCCCCCACCCUGCGGCCCCGCCGCAUCCAGAACCAGAAUGUGGUCCACCGGCUGGAGCAGCGCCGGAUCAGCUCGGGGCCGCCGGGGGCCCACUGGUACCGUGUGCGCUGCUUCCACCAGAACCUCUUCCCCAACUUCACAGUUGUCAAUGUUGAAAAGCCACCCUGCUUCCUGCGGAAGUUCUCGCCUGAUGGUCGCUGGUUCAUCGCCUUCUCUUCUGAUCAGACGUCACUGGAGAUAUACGAGUACCAGGGGUGCCAGGCGGCCCAGGAUCUGCUCCAGGGGCAGGAGGGCGAGACGCUGGCCAACGGCAACGACCAGGCCUCUCUGGGCAUCCGCGGGCGACUCUUCGAGCGCUUCUUCUGCCUCAUGCACGUCACCAACGUGGCGUCCAACGGCGAGCACCUGAACCGUGAGUGCAGCUUGUUCACCGAUGACUGCCGUUACGUCAUCGUGGGCUCGGCGGCGUACCUCCCUGAGGAGCCGCAUCCGCACUUCUUCGAGGUGUACCGCAACAACGAGUCGGUCACGCCCAACCCGCGUGUGCCCCUGGAGGACUACUCGCUCCACGUCAUCGACCUGCACACGGGGCGCCUCUGCGACACGCGCACCUUCAAGUGCGACAAGAUCAUCCUUUCCCACAACCAGGGACUGUACUUGUACCGCAACAUACUGGCAGUCCUCUCUGUCCAGCAGCAGACUAUUCACGUCUUCCAGGUCACCGGUGAGGGCACCUUCCUGGACGUGCGCACCAUCGGCCGCUUUUGCUACGAGGACGACCUCCUGACACUGUCGGCCGUCUACUCGGAGGGUCCGUCGGAGGGCCAGCCGGGCUUCUCGCGCCUCUACAAGGAGAAGAGCAUCAGCUCGCUGAAGCACCGGCUUCUGGUGUACCUGUGGCGUCGGGCCGAGCAGGACGGCAGCGCCCUGGCUAAGCGGCGCUUCUUCCAGUACUUCGACCAGCUGCGGCAGCUGCGCAUGUGGAAGAUGCAGCUGCUGGACGAGCAGCACCUCUUCAUCAAGUACACCAGCGAGGAUGUGGUCACCAUGCGGGUCAGCGACCCCACUCAGCCCUCUUUCUUUGUAGUCUACAACAUGGUCUCCACGGAGGUGCUGGCAGUAUUUGAGAACACGUCAGACCAGCUGCUGGAGCUCUUUGAGAACUUCUGCGACCUGUUCCGCAACGCCACGCUGCACAGUGAGGCCGUCCAGUUCCCCUGCUCGGCCUCCAGCAACAACUACGCCCGCCAGGUGCAGCGCAGGUUUAAGGACACCAUAGUGAACGCUAAGUAUGGCGGUCACAUGGAGGCUGUUCGGCGUUUGCUGGGCCAGCUGCCCAUCAGUGCCCAGUCCUACAGCAGCAGCCCCUACCUGGACCUCUCCCUCUUCAGCUACGAUGACAAAUGGGUAUCCGUCAUGGAGCGCCCCAAAACCUGUGGAGACCACCCCAUCAGGUUCUAUGCGCGCGAUUCUGGGCUUCUGAAGUUUAAGAUCCAGGCGGGCCUGCUGGGCAGACCAGUUAGCCAUGCUGUCCGCAGACUAGUGGCCUUCACCUUUCACCCCUUCGAGCCCUUUGCCAUUUCAGUGCAGCGAACCAAUGCCGAGUAUGUGGUCAACUUUCACAUGCGCCAUGUGUGUACAUGAUACACACACACACACAGAACGUCAAACUCCAGUUUGCAGCACACAGACACAAACACACAAGCACAGCCACACACACUCACACCCUGAGCCGACAUAUACUCACACACUCUCUUCGAUAUGCUGGACUCUGCAUAUGGAGUUGGGUGGAACACUCACGUGUAGCCAUUGAAAAAAAAACGUUUUGUUUUUUGUUUGUGUGGGACCAAUAAUGUGUGGGUGUGUGUGUGUGUGUGUGAGAGCGAGAGAGAGAGCGAGCAUGUGUUAUGCUGAAAUGUGAGUUAAUCUUAUUUUGUUACAUGUUUUGUCACUGUUUUCCCCUUACACACCAAAGCCGAACUCCCACCUGUAUUAAAAAAAAGAAAUGGUAAAUAUGAAUAAAGGUUUUCAUGCUUUUUACAUA
Molecule: messenger RNA, 2514 nt
Organism: Clupea harengus (Atlantic herring)
Lineage: Eukaryota; Metazoa; Chordata; Actinopteri; Clupeiformes; Clupeidae
Gene: det1
Product: DET1 partner of COP1 E3 ubiquitin ligase
Biological process (GO): protein ubiquitination; positive regulation of proteasomal ubiquitin-dependent protein catabolic process
Cellular component (GO): cullin-RING ubiquitin ligase complex; nucleus
Molecular function (GO): ubiquitin-like ligase-substrate adaptor activity; ubiquitin protein ligase binding
Source: RefSeq, a predicted model, not a curated record